Messenger RNA from Mya arenaria, 670 nucleotides. Its product is annotated as 60S ribosomal protein L18-like. The coding region runs from base 59 to 625 and encodes 188 amino acids. Gene Ontology annotation, molecular function: structural constituent of ribosome; RNA binding. The transcript has 7 exons. Gene Ontology annotation, biological process: translation. The record is from RefSeq and is a predicted model, not a curated record. Gene Ontology annotation, cellular component: ribosome; cytosolic large ribosomal subunit. NCBI's taxonomy places the organism in Eukaryota, Metazoa, Mollusca, Bivalvia, Myida, Myidae.
GCAUGGAAUUUAGGAACCAAGUGAUUAAUUGUGCUUCCUUUUCCGGCAAACAUCCAAAAUGGGAAUAGAUAUUUGCCACCGAUUUGAUCGGAAGGUUCGCAGGACUGCCCCUAAGAGCGAUGACAUCUACUUGAGGCUUCUUGUUAAGCUUUACCGUUUCUUGGCUAGACGUACCAAUGCCAAGUUCAACAAGAUUAUUUUGAGGCGUCUGUUCAUGAGCAAGACCAAAAGGCCUCCACUCUCCAUUGCAAGACUGUCUAGAAUGAUGAAGAAGACUAGCCGUGAGAACAAGACAGCCGUUGUUGUUGGCACCGUCACAGAUGACCUCCGUCUUCUCAAAGUUCCUAAGCUGAAGGUGUGUGCUCUAAAGGUGACCGAGAGGGCCCGUGGACGCAUCCUGAAGGCCGGUGGUGAGAUCGUUACUUUUGACCAGCUGGCAUUGAAAGCUCCUAAGGGACAGAACACUGUUCUCCUCCAGGGUCGUAGAAAUGCCCGUGAAGCCAACAGACAUUUUGGAAGGGGCCCCGGUGUUCCACACAGCAAUACUGCUCCGUUUGUGCGCUGCAAGGGACGCAAGUUCGAGAAGGCCCGUGGACGUCGCAGCAGCCGUGGCUACAAAUCUUAAAUUAUGUUCAGUGUCAGUCACAGGAAAUAAACCUUCUAGAAAGAA